AUGAUAAUGCGCCUUUCCAAAGCCCUGAUAGACAUGGAGAUGGCAGAUUAUAGCGCAGCUCUUGACCCAGCAUACACCACCCUGGAGUUUGAGAACAUGCAAGUCCUGGCCAUAGGCAACGACACAACCCCGUCGGAAGCUGCCAACCUCCAUGCCUCCAACAGCAUCGGGGCCAGUGUGUUGUGUGCCAUCUGUGGAGAUCGCGCUACAGGGAAACACUAUGGAGCUUCCAGCUGUGAUGGAUGCAAAGGUUUUUUCAGGAGAAGCGUCAGGAAGAACCACAUGUACUCCUGCAGGUUUAACAGACAGUGUGUUGUAGACAAGGACAAAAGGAACCAGUGUCGAUAUUGCAGGCUAAAGAAAUGUUUUCGAGCGGGAAUGAAGAAGGAAGCUGUGCAGAACGAACGAGAUCGAAUCAGCACGCGGAGAUCCAGCUAUGAAGACAGCAGCUUACCUUCCAUUAAUGUUUUACUGCAAGCAGAAGUACUUUCACAGCAGAUAUCAUCACCAAUUUCAGUGAUAAGUGGAGAUAUCAGAGGGAAAAAGAUUGCAAAUAUUGCAGACGUGUGUGAGUCUAUGAAGCAGCAGCUGUUAGUGCUAGUGGAGUGGGCCAAGUACAUCCCAGCAUUCUGUGAGCUUCCUUUGGAUGACCAGGUGGCUUUGCUACGGGCCCAUGCAGGAGAACACCUGUUACUGGGAGCUGCCAAACGGUCGAUGGUGUUCAAAGACAUCCUACUGCUAGGAAAUGACCACAUAAUCCCACGUAACUGCCCAGAGCUCCUAGAAAUCAGUCGUGUGGCUGUACGGAUCCUGGACGAGCUCGUGUUGACGUUCCAGGAGUUGCAGAUUGAUGAUAAUGAAUAUGCUUGUUUGAAAGCCAUCAUCUUCUUUGAUCCAGAUGCUAAAGGCCUGAGUGACCCCAUCAAGAUAAAACGAAUGCGGUAUCAAGUUCAGGUCAGCCUGGAGGACUACAUCAACGACCGGCAAUAUGAUUCUCGGGGACGCUUUGGGGAGCUCCUCCUGCUGCUGCCCACCCUCCAGAGCAUCACCUGGCAGAUGAUUGAACAGAUCCAGUUCGUCAAGCUCUUUGGCAUGGCCAAGAUUGACAACCUGCUGCAGGAGAUGCUGCUGGGAGGAUCGUCGAGCGAAGCACCUCAUGCUCACCACCACGCUCUGCACCCUCACCUUAUCCAGGAGAAUCUGGGGACAAACGUCAUAGUGGCCAACACAAUGCCAGCUCAGAUCCACAACGGGCAGCUGUCCACUCCAGAAACUCCUCAGCCUUCCCCACCUGCUGGCUCAGGAGCUGAACAAUACAAACUACUUCCAGGAGCCAUUGCAACUGUAGCCAAACAACCCAGCUCAGUCCCUCAACCUGCCAUCACAAAGCAGGAGGUCAUCUAGCAUCUGAACAUGCCUGGUGUCAUGAAGACCAUGUUGCGAGAGAAAAGUUCUCGCUCUCAUCUUGAACAUGCUGGAGGUGGAAUGUUCAUCGAGAUAUCCCAGGGUACAGAUGCACCAAUUUUCUCUUUGGAAACUGCAUGAAAAAAGCCACCUCCACAUGUUGGCUGUGGAGACAUCUGCACCCAAGCACUGCAGAACUUAUGGACUAGCCUCCAUGGUGGCCUUAUCCUCCUUCUGUAGCACCAGGUCCCACCCUUCAGAUCUGCUGGUGCCUUUUACAGAAAUGCACUGACUGCCUGUUUCUUCACUGCCACUGAGUUACUUGUUAUUUUUAUUUUUACUGGUUUUUAAAAGGCAUCUGAAUGUGGGGUGGUGGGGGGACACUCCUUGGCUGGAGCAUCUCUAAAUAGCUCCAAGUCCUCCUGUGACAUUCUGGAGUUAACACAUUCUCAGACGGGCAUGGCUUCUAUGAAAGAAGAUGCAGAGUUUGAACUGGCUGCUGCCAGAGCUUCUGUAAUGCAACCUCUUUACUGCUUCCUGCAUAGCUCCACUGCCUUGGCGUGAUACCAGAAGCAUAGACCAGGCCUACAUGCUUCCACUGA
Varanus komodoensis (Komodo dragon) is the source of this 2006-nucleotide messenger RNA. RefSeq names its product hepatocyte nuclear factor 4 alpha (gene HNF4A). Bases 1 to 1404 code for a protein of 467 amino acids. The transcript is spliced from 10 exons. Gene Ontology annotation, biological process: cell differentiation; positive regulation of transcription by RNA polymerase II; anatomical structure development. The record is from RefSeq and is a predicted model, not a curated record. Gene Ontology annotation, molecular function: zinc ion binding; nuclear receptor activity; RNA polymerase II cis-regulatory region sequence-specific DNA binding. NCBI's taxonomy places the organism in Eukaryota, Metazoa, Chordata, Lepidosauria, Squamata, Varanidae.